Molecule: messenger RNA, 2088 nt
Organism: Aspergillus ruber CBS 135680
Lineage: Eukaryota; Fungi; Ascomycota; Eurotiomycetes; Eurotiales; Aspergillaceae
Product: putative thiamine pyrophosphate enzyme
Exons: 4
Coding region: 1-2088 (695 amino acids)
Biological process (GO): L-valine biosynthetic process
Cellular component (GO): acetolactate synthase complex; mitochondrion
Molecular function (GO): thiamine pyrophosphate binding; acetolactate synthase activity; flavin adenine dinucleotide binding
Source: RefSeq, a predicted model, not a curated record
AUGCUCUUUCCUCCGGUCAACCGCUCAUUCCCGAACCCCCCUGGGCUGCGCAAAGCCAACUGUUUCAAUCUUAUGAAGAAGCCGGAGAUGCUCCUUCUUCAACGCCUCGAAAUCAUCGUCCAACUGCUUGUGCCAUGGAUAGAGAACAAAGACUUGGAAUGCCAGGGCAGACGAGGCCACGGCGAAGUUGGUCAGGGAUAUUCCUCGGGUGAUGAUCAUGGCGGCAAGGGUGAUAAUGUUGCACGCUUGCGCUUUGCCAGUCAGCUUUUGCGGACGAGUACAAAGGAUGGGAGUUUGGUUUAUACUGCGUCGUUCGCCUUUUUCGAAGCCCUUUGGGAGGCCGGGGUCAGUCAUGUCUUCGUCAACCUAGGAUCGGACCACCCCUCCAUCCUCGAGGCCAUGGUCAAGGGCCAGAAAGAGAAGAGAGAUGCGUUUCCCAAGAUUAUCACCUGUCCCAACGAGAUGGUCGCCCUCUCCAUGGCCGAUGGCUACGCUCGUUUGACCGGAAAACCGCAGUGUGUUAUUGUUCACGUCGACGUUGGGACGCAGGGGUUAGCAGCAGCAGUUCACAAUGCCUCGUGUGGCCGGACGCCAGUAUUGAUCUUUGCGGGGCUCUCGCCGUUCACUAUUGAGGGGGAGAUGCGCGGUUCCCGCACAGAAUACAUCCAUUGGAUCCAGGACGUUCCUGAUCAGAAGCAGAUCCUUUCGCAAUACUGUCGCUAUGCUGGGGAAAUCAAGUCGGGGAAGAAUAUUAAGCAGAUGGUCAACCGGGCGCUACAAUUCGCGACGAGCGAUCCUAUGGGUCCGGUAUACUUGGUGGGUGCACGUGAGGUAAUGGAGGAGGAAAUUGAGCCGUACCAGCUUAACCAGCAUGUUUGGGGCUCUGUGGCUCCUUCUGCUCUGCCAGCUGAAGGUGUGCAACUGAUCGCAUCGGAGCUGGCUGCCGCAAAGGAACCAUUAGCCAUUGUCGGUUAUUCGGGUCGACAUGCCAGGGGAGUGACUGAAUUGGUCAAACUGGCGGACACUUUCAAGGGCCUGCGUGUUCUUGAUACGGGUGGUUGCGAUAUGUGCUUCCCCGGGGACCAUCCCGCGUCAUUGGGAUUACGUUAUGGUAUCCAUGAUGCCAUCAAAACGGCGGAUUUCAUCUUGGUCGCGGAUUGUGAUGUGCCUUGGAUCCCAACUCAGUGCAAGCCGUUGGAAUCGACCAAGAUUAUCCAUGUCGAUGUUGAUCCGCUUAAGCAGCAGAUUCCCGUCUUCUACCUCCCAUCUAUGGCCACGUUCCGCGCAGAGUCGGCCACUGCCUUCAAGCAAAUCAACGAAUACGUCGCGUCCAACGAUUCCUUGAAGCAAUUUUCCAGCUCUUCAGAGAAUACUGAGUUUGGCAAGCGCCGAGAAGAGGCAUUCCAGAAGACUCGACAAAGCGUCGCGCAACUGGCUUCCGUCCCUGAUGGCGGAGAUGGUGCCCCGCUGAACGUAUCCUAUCUCAUAUCCCAAGUGCGGACCGGAUGCCCAAUCGACACAAUCUGGGCCAUCGAAGCAGUGACUCUGAGCGGAUUUGUUUCUGAUCAGAUUGCCGCAACACUCCCCAAAUCCUGGCUCAACUGCGGCGGCGGGGGUCUUGGUUGGUCCGGUGGUGGUGCACUGGGCAUUAAGUUGGCAUCAGACCUAGAAAAUGGCGGCACAAACAAGGGCAAAUUCGUCUGCCAGAUCGUUGGUGACGGAACCUUCCUCUUCUCCGUCCCGGGGUCCGUCUAUUGGAUCUCCCGCCGCUACAACAUCCCCAUCCUGACCAUUGUCCUUAACAACAAGGGUUGGAACGCUCCUCGGAGAAGUAUGCUGCUCGUUCACCCCGAGGGCGACGGUUCGCGCGCUACCAACGAGGAGCUGAAUAUCUCAUUUGCUCCGACGCCCGACUACGCAGGUAUCGCACGGGCUGCUUCUGGUGGGGAUAUCUGGGCUGGCCGUGCUGCUACUGUUGCUGAUCUCGGGCGGUUGUUGCCGGAGGCUAUUAAGAGUGUGCAAAGCGGGACCACGGCUGUCUUGGAGGCGCAGCUUGACGGAACGGCGGGUAAGUAUGUUGAGAAGUAG